CGCCGCGGUUCUGAUCCGGGAUACAGUUCGGAACGGUUUUGGAGGCGGGUUUCAAAAUGUAGCUCGACACAAACCGUUUCGGUUCCCAAUCCGGAUCAGCAUUAAUGGUACAGUCUCAGUAACGGUGUAAGGAGGACACCGGCGUUACGUCGAGCCAGAACCGGGACGGGGGGCCGGUGAGACAGACCGGGUCCUAUGUGGGUUAUCCGUCCGAUAAUGGAGUCAGUCCUCCAGGUACCACAAUUAAAGGAAACGGAACCGGAUCAGACGGCUCGAUGGAUGUAGGCCAUGUCAGUCCAGAUCAGUUCUGCUCUGACAGACCGACAUCAGACUUUAUGGCCAUCAGAACCGGUCUACAGAUGUACCUCCACCUGGGCUUCCUGACCCGCCCACCGUGAGCAGUCAUGCCCACCAACAGGCGGAGUUUUGAGGAGGGAUGGAACCUGUGAUGGAAUCCCAAAUUUCCACCUGCACCCUCAAUGCACUCCUGCUGAUCGCCAGCACACUGGUUUCCAUGGCGACCUCAAGCUCAUCUGCUGCAGGUGUGCUGGACUUCAACAGGACUGCUGCUGCCUCUUCAUCACCCUCGUCCUCCCCCCUUGGCGCCCUGGCUCAGAGCCCACUCACAGAUGCCGGAAACCAUGGUAAUGGUGCCAGUGCAGACUUGACAGAGGACUCAGGCGCUCAGGUCCACCUGCUGCUGACACCCCCGGACCUCCUGUCCCCGAGCCUUCCCCCAGCCCUCCCGCCUCUUAUCCAUCAGACGCUCACUCCCCCUCCACCCUGGGGGCAGGGCCCCACCCUGGACGAGGCGUGGGGAUCUGGGGACUACCUGGAGACGUUGUCCUUCAUGGUUCCUGAUGGCGAGGAGCUGUCUCUGGCCACACCCCUGCCUAAUGGCCCUUACGAUAAAGACGAGGGGGACCACUGGGUCUCUUUCAACAUUUCCUUCCCCACCCGACCCACACUUCCACUCUCUUCCCCCUUCCUCCUUUCACCUUCCUCCUCUGUGCCAAAUAUUCCUGUCAGGGCGGGGCUGCACACCCACAUGGUCCAGAUAGACACCUUCCCCGCCUUGGAGGAGGAGGAUUAUGACCUGGAGGACCUGAUGCCUCUGGAGCCAACGGAACUGCUGCUUCCGGACAUGAACAGUUUUGAGUACUAUACCAACCUCCUCGCCCGUGAAAGAGAGCGUGCCAGAAAUCGAGAGGCUCGCCCAGAAAAGGGCGUGGUUGAGCAGCCUUCCUCCAAACCCACCAUCAGUCCGACGACAAUAACCACACCCAUUCACACACUCCUGCAACCUCCGUCUCCGGCCCCAAGCUCACGGCCUCCGCCUGGGCCUGAAGACAGACGACCUUUGACACCAGUAGGCCCCACCCCUCCUCUUGUCCUUUCACCCACUCUCACAGUCCAAUUGUUAGCACCCACUCCCACCUUAAAACCGCCUUCCACCAAACCUUCACCACAACCACCAAUCCUGGAUCAAUAUCCUGCACGAGCUCCACCCGACACUACCAGCCGCGCUCCGCCGCCGACUCCACCAGAACACCCCACUCGGUCCGAAAGGCCUUCAGAUCACAAUUUAACAGAGUCCCAGGGGCCCGUCACAGCAAAGACCUUGCCCCCCAGGCACAAAACCACCACAACCAAGGUAACCACAUCAACCACCGCCAUCACCACCACAACCCAGAUCACAGCCAUCAGCCUGACCAGAUCCCCGCCCGUCACCACGCCGAGGGUGGUCCAGACUCCGCCUUCCAGACAGUACAUGUGCAAUGUCACCAAACCGGAGAUGUACCUCGUCAGAGUUGUGAGCUCCAAAGGUUCAUCUCCUGGCUUCAGUCACGUCAGAGAUGUUUUGAAGCGAAGCUUCAACCGAUCCGUCGAGCUGCAGUUCCUGAGAACGCCGUCCAGUUUUGCUUUCCGGGCCGUGUCAGGACCGCUGAUCUACACCGCCAUGUCUGUCAUUAACGCCCUCCGUCAACCGGUGAGAGGUUCUGUGCCCAUACCCUCUGUCUCACCUCUCUACACCAUACCAGACCUCAGGUACCAGAUCCACUCGGUUCUGCAGUUUGUUCCGAGCCACGUGGAUGUUCGAGUUUGUAACUUCAGCGAGCGAGUGGAGAGCGGUCUGCAGAAGGCAUACUCAGCGACUCGCCAGCGCUCACACGAAGUGGGCAACGUCACGGUACAGCUGCUUAACAUCACCACAGGUGUGGCCCGGGUGGUACCAGAGCAGAAGGUUCCAGUAGACAUCACCUUUGCUGUGCGUGAUGGGCGAGGCUACCUGCCAGGGUCAGAGGUCAGCGAACACCUGAGGAAGCUCAGCCUGGUGGAGUUUAGCUUCUACGUGGGAUUUCCUGCUGUGCAGAUCGCAGAACCGUUCUACUACCCUGAACUCAACACAUCUCACCACCUUCGCUCCACAUGGGUCCGUACAGUGCUACUGGGUGUUCAGGAUCAAACGGUUACUGAGCGAAGCUUCAAGGCUCGUUUGGAGCGACGCCUGGCUCUGCUGCUGGAGGAGGGACUGGGAGGAACCAACAGGGGGCGCUGGAAGAGAGCCACAGCUGUGGGCAACAACAACCUGCAGGUGGUGCGUUUGGAGAGGUUGGCAGGAGUGGAGCGCCCCCUGGUGGUGUUGUAUUUUGUGGAGGGUCCAGGUGGCGAACGUGUCCCCGCUGAGGAAACCGCCAGCACCCUAAACCGCGUAGACCUGCAGAGAGCUGCCAUCAUCCUGGGCCACCGAGUCCAGAGACCACUGGCCCAGCCUGCGGAGACGCUGCCUGUGCCACCAGCAGAGACGCAGAGCAGCAGCAUCUGGCUGAUUGUGGGCGUGGUCGUCCCCGUGUUGCUUGCCGUCUUUAUCAUCAUCAUCCUCUACUGGAAGCUGUGCGGCUCCGAGAAACUGGAGUUCCAGCCAGACGCCAUCAACGCUAUCCAGCAGAGGCAGAAGCUGCAGGCCCCCACCGUGAAGGGCUUCGACUUCGCAAAGCUCCACCUCGGUCAGCACAGUAAAGAUGACAUCAUGGUCAUCCAGGAACCAGGGCCAAUCCCCGCCCCCACCAAGGAGGCCACACCCUCUGAUGGUGGAGACCUCAACACUCCAAAAUCCAAGGGAUCAUCCACGAAAGCGGUGCAGUCCGUGCACCACAGGGGCAGGCUCAGCCCAUCAGAUGGUGACUCGUUGGGCAGCGACCAAUCAAGCGGCAGAGAAUCUGCAGAGGAAAGCACCCGGCCUGUAGCCACGCCCAGUGAGGGGAAACCGCACCAAAAGUUGUCCAAAAAUGGCAGAAGUAAAAUCGGCAGCGGUCCAGAGGAGCUGCUGUCAUCGUCCUCCAUCUUCGACCACGUGGACCGCCUGUCCCGUGGCUCAUCUGAUGGUGUGCGCCGCCAGGCCAACAAGGUGCAGCUCAUCGCCAUGCAGCCGCGACCGAGCCCGCCGCUGCCGCUGCACACAGAAUGCCAGCCAAGCCCCGCCCUCACCGAGAAGGUCAACACAGAGGUGGCGCUGAGACACAAGUCGGAGAUGGAGCACCACAGGAACAAGCUGCGACAACGCUCCAAGAGGCGAGGCCAGUGUGAGUUCCCAUCCAUGGAUGACAUCAUGGAUGCAUUUGGCGACGGCCCCGUGCAGAGUGAAGCGGCACAACGUCUCUACAGCUCCGCCCACGACCACAUGGACUGCAUCCUGCAAACCGACGCCCACUCGCCACCGACCCCUGUGGACUCCAGGAAGAGAGGGAGGCGCUCUCCUCGGGGUCAGCGACCUCAGCAAGGACCUGGAAGUCUUCCCGACACAGACAGAGACCGGCUCCUCACCGAUCAGAGCGCCACCUACAGGAAAUAUCCAGGUCUCAACAAUGUGGCAUACAUGUCAGACCCUGACCUGCCCCUGGGCCACGCCAGCCCCUCCCCCACCGAUGAAGUGUUUAACUCCGCCUCAGCUCCACCCCCUUACAUGCCACCCCAACCCUCCAUUGAGGAGGCUCGGCAGCAGAUGCACUCCCUCCUGGACGACGCGUUUGCCCUCGUGUCGCCAUCGUCACAGGGCAGCGCCGGCCCGAGCGGUGUUAGCCCCGCCCUGCCUGGCCCCUCCCCUCAGGGCCAGCCUCCCGGACGGCAGUGGGGCUCUUACCCAGCAGCCCCUUCUCACAGCCCUUUCUCUGUGAGAUACGCUGAGUUAGGAAUGUCUCCCACGUCAGUCCAAGGUCUGCUGCACAGACAGGGACUGAGCUCAGCGGGAUUUGUUUCGACUGGAGACCAGCUGCAGGAGUCGGUUUACUCCAACAGGGGGCAGUAUGAUGACCUUCCAUCCUCCUCCAGACCUCGGCCUGUAGGGGGCAGUACAGGAGCGCAGCUCCACCAUCUGACCCAGGUGGGUCUGUCCAGUCAGAUGGGGGUCUAUCCUGCGGUGGGCCGCAGCCUGUCAGGCCCCACGGGCUCCAGCUGGAACCAGCAGCACUCAGACCAGGACCUCUCCAGGCCAGGAGCCAGCAGAGAGAGUGUGCUGUCGUUUCCCGAGUUAUCUUCUUCCUCCGUUUUCCAGAUGCCCGCCUCCUUAAUGCGGGACCCCUCAGCUCCGCCCCUCCUCCUGACCUCUCCGACACCAGAGUACCUACCAGAGGACGCCUCGCCGUCCGCCCAUACCUCCGCCUCUCUGAUCAAAGCCAUCAGAGAGGAGCUGCGGCGCCUGGCCCAGAAACAGGCCGCAGUCACCAGCUACCCUUAAACCGCUGAACAGGACCAAACCGUUGUCCUUUAAACCCGGUCUGAGGCUGCCAGAACCGGAUCAACACCCUCAGCAGGUAAACAUUCUGGAUGACUUAGAUCUGUGUCCCAAAGGACUCUGGACAACAACUCACAUCUGGCUUCUGACUCAAACGGUACAUAACAGGGUCCGUGUCCUCUGUCCUUCAGCUCAGUCUCUCAUUGGACGGGAGUUUGUCUCCUCGUGUUUCCAUCAAAGUGCUUCCCAGAGUGGAUGGUCCCCGACCUCCUGUGGUGCUAAUGUCAGCCUCCUAUAGGCCCCUCCUACUGACCACACAUUGCCUUCAUCAGCUCCACCCAUACGUUGUUUGGUAUUUAAUAUCUCCUUUUACAAAUUAAUUAAAUAACUGUGUCAGUGUCAUUGUGAAAUUCUAAAAUUAAUCCAGAAAAACAAAUUUGUACCAUUUCCAUCAGCAGGGAAAUUAAAUAAAAAAAUAUUUUAUGUUUGUAACCAAUUUAAACCAGUUUACAUUUAAAAUCAGUUUGAAGGAGUUUUUUUUAAGACAGUUUAUUUUUUAAAAGCACAAAUAAAACCUGCAGCUACAAUUUGGAGAUGAAUGUAAAAUAAUAAUAAUAAAAAAAAACGUCUGGUUUUUAUGAUGGAAACUUUUAAAAUGGAAAUUAAAUAACUUUUUGUUUUUAGGGUUUUAAAUUUGUUUCUCCCCAGAAAAUUUCACAGAAUAAACUUGCCGCCAUCAGCCAUAUUGGCGAGAUGGCACACUGUCGACAGCUGCUCAGUUUACGAAAAAUGAGAUGUAACUAUAUAAAACAAAUAAAAAAACAUAAUAAAUAUAUAUAUAUAUAUAUAUUAUAUGUAAGAGAUCCCAAUGAGCACAAUAUUAAUGUAUGUAUGCAAGUUAUUUUUGCUUCUAUAUAAAUUUUAUUUUGAGAGAAAAAAAUGACCAAAAUGCUGUUUAAUGGCUGUAUUCCUCUUGUGUUUGAUCUCGUGUUUGGGUUUUUAACGUUGCUUAGCAUAGCCGCUCGCCCGUUUGUCCGUGUUAGUGGCAAGAACAUUAAAAAACAGCUUUGAUGUAAACGUUUGUUGCUCUCAAAGCACUCGAGUUUGUUGCAGGGUUUUUAUUUAUUUUAAGGACAGAAAUUACAGGAAGUCAUGUGUCACAAAUAACUCUCAUUCCUUCCAGAUGGAACCAAAUUGAACCUCUGCAGCCAUGAUAGCGCCCCCUGGAGUCUAUGGAUUAGACUGCAGACCUGUUGGCCAAAAAAGUGUCUUACCUAUUCUUUGUAUUAAUGCUAGCAUUAGCAUGCUAACAACAAAUAAUUACUAAUAUAACUAAUAUAAUUAAGGAAAAGCCUUGUAUGCCGCAUAAAUACAGCCACAUAUUGUCACGCCGGUGACUAGUCUGACGUGGAAGCAAACCGGACAGAAUCAAUUCUUCCUCCACGCUAUUUUAGCUCACAUCAUGCGACCUUUCAAAAUGGUGGCACCCUUCGUUUUUUGCCAAUAUUUAGACAAUACUUCAACAGCUUUUGCCACAACCUGCAAAUUAUAAAUGCCAGGCAGUGCCCCCUUUGGGCUGUAAUAUUCAUGACAAAGUACAGGGUAAAGUUGUUAGAUUAAAUAAAGCUGCUAACAGUACUCAUGCUAACAUGCUAAUGCUGUUGCUAACAGAAGGACCACAUUCGAAAUAAGUGUUUUACACUUUAUUUGGUAUCCUUGGUAAUUUAUUUGCAUGUACAUUUUACCAUGUGCCUUUUUAAGUACCAAAUUUAAACCAAAUCUAAUAAUAAGCUAACUUCAGAACAUGAAUUUACAGUUUAGCUGCAUACGUUAGUUUUGGAAAAUUCUUGAUUUGUGUGUUAAUGAAUAUGAUUGGAUCUAUGUGGUUCUGUAAUUUGUGAAUCUGUGAUCGGAUUCUUUAUUAAGCGCCUUGGGGCAACUGUUUGUUGUGAUUUGGCGCUAUAUAAAUAAAAUUGAUUGAUUGAUUGAUUCUUUGAAACAGACGUGUAUUUCAAAUCAGUCAGUUUAAUCCUGAUUUGGUUCCUGAGGUUUGAGAGGAUGAUUUGUGCUUUAACCUUUUGAAUCGUGAUGUCGAUGUCGUGUGCAGGCAUGCUGCUGAAAAAAUAAUAUUAAUAAUAAUAAAAAUUAAAGUUUACGUAUCGAGUUCAGAGUGAGCAAACGUCACAGUGACAUCAGCCAUCAAUCAUCCAAUCACAGACAAGAUAAUACACCAUGUGAGCUUGUUUUUGUUUACACAAGAUACUUUGAAUGUAACUGAAAAUCUUCAACAGUUGGUGUUGUAUAGAAAAUAUAAUCUAUUUAGGAUCUAUUAUUUGUGAACAGACAAAGCUCUGCAACAGUGCCAAUAAGCCCCGCCCACAGACAUGCACCUGUCAGUCAGGCUGUAGGACUUGGUCACGCCCACUCAUCAGCUGUAAAAAUCAAAGUUUGAUUUUGUGUUCUGGUGUUCCUCACCGUGUGACGAUUACGACAAAAAACGUUAUGAACAAACAAAUAAAAAAACAACAACAAACAUGACCAGUCCAAUGAAUGUUGGAGUGAAACAAAAUGACAAAACUAGUCAGAAUAUUUAAUGAUACAUCUGAUUCAUUAGGAGAAAAAAAACAAAAAAAACAAUGCAAAUCAAAUAUUCAAAAAGAAAGAAUGAAAUUCUUGAUUUUAUCAAUCAUUUAGUGAUUGGUGGUUUUUAGUGUGAGCCCUGAUUGGUUCGUGAGUUGUCACAUGACCCGCAUUGUUUCAGUGGGUCUGUAAUAAUAAACGCUGAGGAGAACCAGAACCAGGCGUGAAACUAUUGAUCUGAACCUUUGGGUGGUUUGGAUCGAUGAAUCUUUCUGGUGUUUGACAGAUUGUUGAACAAACAAAUAAAAAAAAUGUUCACAGUAAA
Molecule: messenger RNA, 7637 nt
Organism: Thalassophryne amazonica
Lineage: Eukaryota; Metazoa; Chordata; Actinopteri; Batrachoidiformes; Batrachoididae
Product: UPF0606 protein KIAA1549-like
Source: RefSeq, a predicted model, not a curated record